AUGGGCCCAACAAAUGGACAACAAUUUUUCAUUGUUGUUGAUGCCUUCUCCAAAUGGGUAGAGGUAAUACCCACAAAAACAGCAACUACCGAUUGGACUAUUAAGGAGUUGAAGAAACUUUUUAGUACUUUUGGUCUUCCAAGCCUCCUAAUUUCAGAAAAUGGACGAAGUUUCACUUCUCUUACUUUUCAAGAGUUUCUUAAGUCAUGUGGAACUCAACACAAAACGACUGCUCCGUUCCACCCAUCAUCUAAUGGACAAGCUGAACGCUUUGUACAAACAGUGAAGAAGAUAUUAGAUGAACCAGGAACACUUGACAGUAAAAUUCACAAGGCGUUAAUUCAACUCCGUCAAGUACCAAACUCAACAGGAAACUCGGCAUACUAUCUCAUGUUCAACAGACAAGUAAGAACAUACCUCAGUGUUAUGAUACCUUCUAGAAUCGAGGACUCAAAAGACAAACCUAAAGGUAUAACACGCAUAUUUAAGGUGGGAGACCGUGUUCAAGUGAGAAACUACUACAAGGGUCAGACAAAAUGGAGUUUCGGAAAAGUUACAUCAAGAGAUGGAAAUCUACAUUACAACGUUGAACUGGAGAACGGAGUAACAUGCAGACGACAUGUAGAUCAAAUGCUGCGAUCAAGACUUUAA
Messenger RNA from Macrosteles quadrilineatus (aster leafhopper), 651 nucleotides. RefSeq lists its product as uncharacterized. The record is from RefSeq and is a predicted model, not a curated record. NCBI's taxonomy places the organism in Eukaryota, Metazoa, Arthropoda, Insecta, Hemiptera, Cicadellidae. Gene Ontology annotation, molecular function: nucleic acid binding. The coding region runs from base 1 to 651 and encodes 216 amino acids. Gene Ontology annotation, biological process: DNA integration. The transcript has a single exon.